AUCGAAAGUUCAGCCCAAGGUAUACCACCGGUUUAAAUGCUUAAAAGCUUGGGCAAAAUUGGAUCAGGGAGAAUCGUCACCCAACUUUCAUUAUUUCCAAGUGGUGUGAUUGAAUUAAAGGGCAAGAUGGCGGUUUGAGCGAGAGGGCUAUACGUGGUGGAGGGGGCUGGCGCGUAAUGGUGGGGUAUUAAAUUCUAAUUAGAGAUGCAGGGGAUCAAUGAUAGGGAGGUUGGACAGCCCGAUCCCCCAGUGCCAGCCCAAUAGACUGAUGAGUUAUUGUCAUGUAAAAAAGCGCUAGCAAUAAGACCCAAACGCCGUGCUAUUGUCCAAGCGGAAAGAGCCAAGUUUAUUAUGAGGACUAUAUGCUCUAGAGACCUGGGGCUAGGCGGCUCCUUGGGAGGCUUUUCAUAAAACAAGGCUCAGCUCCUAUAAAGGAGGGCAGUUUUUGAGCAGGCGCCGAGCAGUGCACAUCUACCCACGGCACGAGCCACCUUCAAACCAGUAAAAAUUCAGCCGCCACAAGCUCCCCAACUUCGUCUGCGUUUUGGCUUGCUUUUUUCAUGUGCUCCUCGCCAAUUUAAUUUAAUUUGAAUUUGACGUUUGUGUGUAUUUUUCUUUGGGAGUGCAGCUUUCCUUCUCCACUGAGCCUUUUCAAUGUAUAAAAUGGAGUAUUCUUACCUCAAUUCCUCUGCCUACGAGUCCUGUAUGGCCGGGAUGGACACCUCGAGCCUGGCGUCAGCCUAUGCGGACUUCAGCUCUUGCAGCCAAGCCAGUGGCUUUCAGUACAAUCCCAUCAGGACGACGUUUGGGGCCACCUCCGGGUGCCCGUCGCUUACACCGGGCUCCUGUAGUCUGGGCACCCUGCGGGACCACCAGAACAGUCCGUACGCCGCAGUCCCCUACAAGCUGUUCACCGACCACGGAGGUUUGAAUGAGAAGCGGAAGCAGAGACGCAUUCGGACAACUUUUACCAGCGCGCAGCUAAAAGAGCUGGAGCGCGUGUUCGCUGAGACUCACUACCCAGAUAUUUACACACGAGAGGAGCUCGCGCUAAAAAUCGAUCUCACCGAGGCUAGAGUGCAGGUGUGGUUCCAGAACAGGCGUGCCAAAUUUCGCAAACAAGAACGUGCAGCCGCUGCCGCAGCUGCGGCAGCAAAGAACGGGUCUGGGAAGAAAUCUGACUCGCGAGAGGAGGACAGCAAAGAGGCAAAGGCUACCGAUCCUGAUAGCACUGGUGGGCCCGGACCUAACCCAAACCCUACUUCCAACUGUGGUGGACCAAGUCCUACCGGCGGACAGGUCAGCGCCACAGGGAACGGCCCGGUUGAACAGGUGAAGACGUCAGUGGCUGGUAUGGGAGUCACUGCGCCGAGUCAAGGUUGGGCCUCUGCCCCGGGCACCAUCACCUCCAUUCCGGACUCUCUGGGCGGACCCUUCGCUAGUGUUCUGUCAUCAUUACAAAGACAGAACGGAGCCAAAGCCACUUUAGUAAAGACCAGCAUGUUCUGAGUUACUGCUUGAUGCAGAAAAGAAACGACGACCGCGAGAUUCAACAAACACACAAAGUAAGCGUUUACUCUAGUCACCGACAACUGAUAACUGAUAAAAGGAGAAUGUCAAAAGAAGGAGAGAGCCCUGUAUCUCUAUCCACUGGUGUAGAAAAAAAGAGACCACCUCUGGUCCUCAUUCGACUAAUUUCGACACCAUUGGUUUACACCAGAAGCUGGAUAAUAAUACCAUACACAUUAUGUUAACAUUGUGACCUUAUCCGGACUGUUUUGUUUUGGUUGUGGUCGUUGACAUAAUUUCUGAUGUAUUCAAGUAAACUAACCAAUAGACUGCGAUACGCGAUCCUGCUGCAAAGAAACCCCACUAAGGACUCAUGAAGAUACAAUGUCAUUAUUCAGUGUCAUUAUACAUGUCAUUAUAUCUUGGCACCAUAAUUAUUUGUUUACAUUGACUCUAAACGUACCAGUAGCGCAAGUUACAUGUCUGUCUGUAUUACAGAACACUGCCAAGUGUGGCACUCUGUUAUAUAUUUUUACCUAAAUUACCAAGUCUUAGAGCCAGGGGCUCUGCAAACAUUCAUCUACAUAUUUACUAUUAAUCUAAGGCAAGUUGUUCUUAAAUGGCACAAGUACAUACGUCAUUGUUGACAGAAAUACGUAAACGUUUUGUGUGUCUUUCUACAGCUGUGUUUUUGUGGCUCAAAUUGUAUAGUGUUAAAACGUAUUGACGUCCUAGAUAAGCAUAGACCACAUCCCCCUUGUAGUUCACGAAGUCUUUAUAAUGUUUUAAAAGUUACAACUGGUGCAUUCUUUGAAGGAAAAAGGGAAUGGAUACAAAGCAUUGUAUUUAUUUUCUAUAUUAUUUGCAUGUUGUCUUCUCCGUCCAAUUUUUUUUAAUGAUUUCACCUAUUUUGUGAGCAUAAUGUAACACGUUUUUGUCCAGGAUUUGAGAAUAAUUUAUAUGUAGGUAAUGGAUGCUUAUAUUUAAGAAGGAAAUAUUUCUACAUGUGCACAUAGUUUUUCAGGUGUAUACCAUUGACAUGGCUGUUGAUGAUAAAAACGAUUAUGAUGCAAAAAUAGUAUUGUCCCGUUUCCUUUUUAAAGUAUUCACUUAAUUUAAAUGAAACAUUGCUAAAAACACAAUAUUCAAACACAAAAUCUCAUCCAAAACAUCUUUAUUUACAUUACUCCGGAUUCCGGACGACCGAGAGGGCGUAUAUCGGUUGUAUCCUGUUCAGCACCUUGGACAGCCGCACAAGGCGCCGGGCUGCUGAUAAACAGAUUCCGGAAAAUUAUGCUUUCACGACACUGAAAUAUAUAUACACUGUUGUUAUUGUUUUUAUAACCACAUACAAACUACAUUUCAUUAGAAGUUUCAAUCCUCAUUAGCAGUACUUCAAAAUUAAUAGCUUUUCAUACCACACACACAUUGAUUUUGCAUUGUUUGCUUUAUACAAUAGACUAAGAUAGCGAUGGUUUACACUGUAUUACAUACAAUAGACAGAAAUAUAUACUGCUACUUUUCCAUAUAAAGUGCAAUCAUUCUUAUAACAUCGAACCCAAUAAAGCAAUACAAUGAAGCAAAUGUCUGUUUCAAAUAAGCAUAUAGAUAGCUUAAUAAGGAAGUAUUUAAAUGCAAUACAAUAAAUGAUUACAGUAAGGCAGGGUUUCAUCACUUCAUAAACGAAAAUGAUGAAAAAUAUAUAUGUUUAACUGGAUUUCACGCGACGUUGUAGGGGACUCUGCGCUUAUUAUUCUAAUACAGAACAACACAACGACAUUUCAAUGACGAAAAUCAGCGCUGUGUCAAACUAGCUAUGAGCAAUCUAUGUUUACGUAUAGACACAGACACAUAUUUCUAACUCGUCUGGUUUGACCUAACAUUUGUUACGGUCUAAUAGAAUGUGUGCUUUGCUUCCUAUUGCAUGCUACAGACUUCAGAUCAGCUUCGUGCUACAGGAUAAAUUAGUUAAGU
This is a messenger RNA of Carassius gibelio (silver crucian carp), 3483 nucleotides long. It is a transcript of the gene phox2bb, whose product is annotated as paired like homeobox 2Bb. The coding region runs from base 655 to 1509 and encodes 284 amino acids. The transcript is spliced from 3 exons. Gene Ontology annotation, biological process: regulation of transcription by RNA polymerase II. The record is from RefSeq and is a predicted model, not a curated record. Lineage: Eukaryota; Metazoa; Chordata; Actinopteri; Cypriniformes; Cyprinidae. Gene Ontology annotation, molecular function: DNA-binding transcription factor activity, RNA polymerase II-specific; RNA polymerase II transcription regulatory region sequence-specific DNA binding.